AUGGCCGCCGCAAUGCAAGAUAAUAGUUAUUAUACAAAGAUUCUUCUUGAAAAAGGUAGCGAUUAUUCAAUGAUUGAUUCUAAUGGAAACAGUUGUUUGAUGUUAGCCUGCGCUGCAGGUAAUGCAGAGAAUGUUAAAAUGAUUAUAGCAGCUGGUGAAGAUGUUAAUAGAAAGAAUAAAAAAGGUCAAACAGCACUUUGUUUUGCAGCUAAAAAUAACAGAACUGAUGCUGCAAUUGAGUUACUUGGAAGGGGAGCCGAAAUCGGAAACUCUUUGAAAUAUUCAAAAACGAAGGAAAUGUCUGACCUUAUAAACUUAUAUAUCAGUCAAAGAAAUUGA
This is a messenger RNA of Trichomonas vaginalis G3, 339 nucleotides long. RefSeq lists its product as uncharacterized. The coding region runs from base 1 to 339 and encodes 112 amino acids. The record is from RefSeq and is a predicted model, not a curated record. NCBI's taxonomy places the organism in Eukaryota, Parabasalia, Trichomonadida, Trichomonadidae. The transcript has a single exon. Gene Ontology annotation, molecular function: RNA binding; protein binding; RNA nuclease activity. Gene Ontology annotation, biological process: RNA processing.